Molecule: messenger RNA, 2130 nt
Organism: Spea bombifrons (plains spadefoot toad)
Lineage: Eukaryota; Metazoa; Chordata; Amphibia; Anura; Pelobatidae
Gene: RAB7A
Product: RAB7A, member RAS oncogene family
Exons: 6
Coding region: 156-779 (207 amino acids)
Biological process (GO): phagosome-lysosome fusion; endosome to lysosome transport
Cellular component (GO): late endosome; lysosome; phagocytic vesicle
Molecular function (GO): GTP binding; GTPase activity
Source: RefSeq, a predicted model, not a curated record
ACGUCAGGAGCCCCAUGACUGGCUGUCACUUCCGCUGGGAAGAGAAGGGCUGGCAGGGAAGGAAGCGUAGAGAAGCAGCGGGUUCGGCGGAUUGAACUGGACCGGCCCUGGCCACACGCAAGCACCUGACACCGAGCACACAGCAGUUUUGAAAAAUGACAUCCAGGAAGAAAGUGCUGCUUAAGGUCAUCAUUCUGGGGGAUUCUGGGGUCGGCAAAACUUCUCUUAUGAACCAGUAUGUGAACAAGAAAUUCACCAACCAGUACAAGGCCACCAUAGGGGCUGACUUUCUGACCAAGGAGGUGAUGGUGGAUGACAGGCUGGUCACAAUGCAGAUAUGGGACACGGCCGGACAGGAAAGGUUCCAGUCCCUCGGCGUGGCUUUCUAUCGAGGGGCUGACUGCUGUGUGCUGGUUUUUGAUGUCACCGCACCGAACACUUUUAAAACUCUGGACAGCUGGAGGGAUGAAUUCCUCAUCCAGGCAAGCCCCCGAGACCCCGAAAACUUCCCGUUUGUCGUCCUGGGAAAUAAGAUAGACCUGGAGAACCGACAAGUCACUACAAAGCGAGCCCAGGUUUGGUGCCACAGCAAAAAUAGCAUUCCCUAUUUCGAAACGAGCGCCAAGGAAGCGAUAAACGUGGAACAGGCUUUUCAAACAAUCGCACGAAAUGCACUUAAACAGGAAACAGAGGUUGAGCUGUACAAUGAAUUUCCCGAGCCCAUCAAACUGGAUAAGAAUGAUCGAGCAAAGGCCUCUGCAGAGAGCUGCAGCUGCUGAGUGACGGAGGAGGGCAACCAUGGAGUCCUUCGCUAUCAGAUAUCACACUUAGGCCUUUGAACACAAGACCCCUUUUCUCCCUGCCCAGAGCAUAAAGGAUAAUAUUAAUCGCCUGCACCCUCUCCAGCUCCUAGACACCGGUCCAAGUGGAAGCCAACACCUGUAUCAUAAGAACACAAUGGUUCUUUCACCCCACUACCCUGUGGACUAUAUACCCAUGUUGGUUUAACCCCUAUGUUGCCAGGUGGUCUGCAAUAUGCAUAGCUUUGCUGGCCCCUCUGGGUGCAAAGUGGUUUGACUGUAACACCAUACUGUGUUUAAUUCAACCUAUGUUAAUUUUUUUUGUCUUGUGGAGAGAGACCAGAAAUCAAAAGGUUAUCUAUUUUUUUUUUCUUUUUACAGUUGCGUGUCUAACAUAUUACAUGGCAUAAAAAAAAAUAAACCUUUUAACGGCUCUGUCUCCUGUUCAGAAAGGCUGCAUAUCCCAUAAUCCUUUGCAAGCUCAGCACCCAGUCACAACUAGGUUUUUGAGUUUUGUAUGUAUCUCUGUUAAUGCUUUUUUUUUUUGUUACUUUUUAACUAAUCGGAAACUUUUUACAGAAUCCAUUUAUUAUGUAAUGAUUCUUUAGGGGGAAAAAAAAAAUAAAAAAAAAAUCAUAUAGUACAUGUUAAUAUAUGCAACCAAUUUAAAAAAAAAAAAUGUAUAAAUUAGUGUAAGAUUAUUUUUUUUUUUUAUUAUUUACUGAAGUAUUGAAGCACAGGUAUUUAGACAGUACAGCGACACAUUAUUUCUGUGUGCUUGGCCUGCAAAAGUUAAGAAUACAUAUAAGAAAAGGCGCUUGUAGGAGCAGAUUCUUAACCAUUGAGUCUCUGACGUUGGCUGCCGCCCGUUCAUUUCACUAUUAUGAUCUCGUUUGCCUUCCUUAACUGCGAUUACAUCUGUAACCGUGACGUGCAUAUUGGAUAUAAUAUUUCGGUUAAGUGCAGGUAUUAAGUCAUCUGUUUUAUAAUCUCAUCACGACUGCAGGGGAAUUUGGGUACAUCUGUAGAUCUACAACUCUUCCCCCCGGGGCGUAAUAUUGUUUGUUCCUCUCUUUAGUGGCAGAUAAUGAGACCCCCCCCUCUCCCCUCUGCUCCUUUCACCCCCCCCGGACAGCAGAGCAGAUUAUUAUAGGUAAGAGACCCUUGGCAGUCUAUCUACCCCCUCUGUCUCUGUUCUUGCGUUUUGUAGCUUGCUUCCUUAUGACGAUUCUACUAUAUAUAUUUUUUUCUCCCCCCCUCCACCAGCCUACAUGUUACUGCGUAGGCUGAGUUCUGUAAAGAUGAUAAUGCCAAUAAACUUAACAAGGAA